Messenger RNA from Bathycoccus prasinos, 1686 nucleotides. RefSeq lists its product with no specific name. The record is from RefSeq and is a predicted model, not a curated record. The transcript has a single exon. Lineage: Eukaryota; Viridiplantae; Chlorophyta; Mamiellophyceae; Mamiellales; Bathycoccaceae. The coding region runs from base 1 to 1686 and encodes 561 amino acids.
AUGCGUCGCAGUAUUGCUUUGCGCUUUGUUCGACUCCUCUUCCUCUUGGCAUUCGUAAUGGUGGCGACUGCGUACGAGAAAUCUCCCGUCGUUACCGAAACCAUCGGAGAUGAUUCCAACGGAGAGGACAUCCAAUAUCUCUACAAAGUUCCAAAACUGUCGAGUGGACCGAGAGCGUUGUUUCUUCUUUUCCACGGGUGCGCGCACGACGCGUUCGAUUGGUUCGAAAAAGACGAAAAUAAUUGUCCAAAAUGCAGAGGAUUACCGAUCGAAGUUUCAAUCGCUCACUUCGCGUACGAACAGAACAUGGCGGUGUUGGCGAUAUCGAGCAAUAAAGGGUGUUGGCAACGGAAUCCAGAUGCGUCGAGGGUGUACAAAGUGUUGAAAAAUUUUUCAGAAAAAGAUGGCACGGAUAUUGGAGAUUUAGCGCAUAAAGAACACGUGGACGUGUACGCGUUCGGAGCCUCGAGUGGCGGGACGUUCGUGUCGCACGUGUUACCGCAAAUAUUCGAGGACCAUUUCGGACAUUUGAAGAUGCGUUUGAAAGGCGCCAUAUCGCAAAUCGCGGCGCCGCCGGAGGUUGAAAAGAUUACGCUGCCGAUGGUGUUUUCGCACAUGCCGAAAGACGAGAGGAUUGCCAGGGCGGUGAGAAAUACUGUCGAUCAGAUGCAGAAGAGUUCAGACGUGCCGGUAAAGGAAUCGGAACUGCACCCGAUGAAAUUGCACGAAACGUUUUUCAGAGACAACGCGCCUCCGGGGUAUUACGAGACGUACGAGUCUGAGAAAAUGUUCGAGGCGUUGAAAACGAACGGGUACUUGGACGACGAAGGGUAUUUGAAGGAAGACCCGAGACGCUCGGAUUGGAGAGAUGUCGUGUGUGGUUCUUUAGAAGGCGAGAAUAGAUUUGCUCCAGAUUCGCCGUGUGAAAAUAACAAGAGUUGGACGUCGGAGUUGAUGAACGUCGCUUGGGCGUCGCACGAGAUGCGUUUCGAUACGUUUGCGGAAGAUGUGAAGUUUUUGAUAGAGGCGAGUCACUUUGGCAAUCGAGCGAUUGAGUUUGAAGACGAGUUGGACGAUUCCAACGAUUUGGAAUUCCACGAGAAGAGGGCGAGUCAAGAAGGCGAAGGACCGGCGCCGGCACCAAGUGCGAGAGAUUUUGAUUUGAUGUCGCAAUCUGGAGGCGAAAAUGGUAGGACGCCGACGCGAACGAAUCGCCCGACGAAAAGAGGCCAACCGGAGUUUCCCUCGCACUGGGGACCAGUGCCAUUGCUGCAAACGCGCGAUUACCGACAAUACCCGCCUCCGUACGACGAGUAUUUCGGUUCCGGAACAGUCGUGAAAUGGAUUCUAAAGCAGCAAGACAUGGAUAGAGAAAAUCCAGAACGCGCCGCGAAAAACGACGAAGAAGAGGCGACGAAACAAAGCGGCGACGACGAAGACGACGGAGAAGCUGAGCAAAAAGAAAAAAUUGAGUUCCCAAAACGAUGGGGCGAUCCACCAGAGAUACAAACGAUGGAUUACGUCGAGCUUCCUCCGCCAUACGGACACGGUUCUUCGACUUUGCGCAAUUGGAUCGAAGAAAACUUGAGAAGAGAUGCCGAGUUUCGUUUACCGAAACGCCGAGAGAAACCCGAAGUCGAAGAAGAAGAGGAAGAGGAAGAGGAAGAGGGCGGGAACGAGCUGUAA